GGCGUCCCUCAACCGCUUCUCCGCCUUCACCCCCUCCGCGUACCCCCGGGGACGACUCCGGGCAAGCUUCCUCACCACCGCCCCUCGUUUUGUUUCUCUCGCUUGCGUGUGCGGUGAACUCGGCGUGUGGUGCCUACGCCGCCGUUGCGUUUCAGCUCUUCGCCGGCGGCCCCGGGCGCGAAACCCCGCCGCUCCUUUGCAUCUCCUCUCCCGGUGAAGUAAAAAGAGACCUCGUCCCAAAAUGGGCUGCACGCUGAGCGCCGAGGACAAGGCGGCGGUGGAGAGGAGCAAGAUGAUCGACAGGAACCUGCGGGAGGAUGGCGAGAAGGCGGCCAGAGAGGUCAAGUUGCUCCUCUUAGGAGCUGGUGAAUCAGGAAAAAGCACAAUUGUCAAACAAAUGAAGAUUAUCCAUGAAGCUGGUUAUUCAGAAGAAGAAUGUAAACAGUACAAAGCUGUUGUCUACAGUAACACCAUUCAGUCCAUUAUUGCUAUCAUUAGAGCAAUGGGGAGGUUGAAGAUAGACUUUGGUGAUGCAACCAGGGCUGAUGAUGCUCGUCAGCUCUUUGUGUUAGCUGGGGCAGCAGAAGAAGGAUUUAUGACAACAGAGCUUGCUGGAGUUAUCAAGAGACUGUGGAAAGACAGUGGAGUUCAAGCUUGUUUCAACAGAUCCAGAGAAUACCAGCUUAAUGACUCUGCUGCAUACUACCUGAAUGACUUGGACAGGAUAGCACAAACCAGCUACAUUCCAACCCAACAGGACGUUCUCAGAACUAGAGUGAAAACUACAGGAAUAGUGGAAACUCACUUUACUUUCAAAGACCUUCAUUUUAAAAUGUUUGAUGUCGGAGGCCAAAGAUCAGAGCGGAAGAAGUGGAUUCAUUGUUUUGAGGGUGUUACAGCAAUUAUUUUUUGUGUGGCAUUAAGUGAUUAUGACUUGGUCUUGGCUGAAGAUGAGGAAAUGAAUCGGAUGCAUGAAAGCAUGAAAUUAUUUGACAGUAUCUGCAACAACAAAUGGUUCACAGACACUUCUAUUAUUCUCUUCCUGAACAAGAAAGAUCUUUUUGAAGAAAAAGUCAAAAGGAGUCCUUUAACUAUUUGCUACCCUGAAUAUGCAGGUUCAAACACUUACGAAGAAGCAGCUGCUUACAUUCAGUGUCAGUUUGAAGAUCUGAACAAGAGAAAAGACACAAAGGAAAUCUACACUCACUUCACAUGUGCCACAGACACAAAAAACGUGCAGUUUGUUUUUGAUGCUGUAACUGAUGUCAUUAUUAAAAAUAACCUUAAAGACUGUGGCCUCUUCUGAGAACAGAGAAGAGGUUGUUAAAUGGUUUGGAGAACGACUUCGCACAAUUCUAAUCGAUUCCUUUCAAGAUGAAAGAAGUAAAAAACACAUUGUGCUGAAUGAUAGAUCAGUACUGUACUUGCCUGUUUUAACAGCUUUAUUUAUGUUUGUCUUGUAAAUUUAAGUAAUUAGUUAACACUGAGAUGUCAGCUGAUUGUAUGUAAACUUGUAGUAAUGUAUUUGUAUAAACGUUGAACGAAA
Messenger RNA from Calypte anna (Anna's hummingbird), 1546 nucleotides. Its product is annotated as guanine nucleotide-binding protein G(i) subunit alpha-1. Gene Ontology annotation, biological process: adenylate cyclase-modulating G protein-coupled receptor signaling pathway. Bases 242 to 1306 code for a protein of 354 amino acids. Gene Ontology annotation, molecular function: G protein-coupled serotonin receptor binding; GTPase activity; G-protein beta/gamma-subunit complex binding. The transcript is spliced from 10 exons. The record is from RefSeq and is a predicted model, not a curated record. Lineage: Eukaryota; Metazoa; Chordata; Aves; Apodiformes; Trochilidae. Gene Ontology annotation, cellular component: heterotrimeric G-protein complex.